Messenger RNA from Polistes dominula (European paper wasp), 3016 nucleotides. It is a transcript of the gene scaf6, whose product is annotated as SR-related CTD associated factor 6. NCBI's taxonomy places the organism in Eukaryota, Metazoa, Arthropoda, Insecta, Hymenoptera, Vespidae. Gene Ontology annotation, molecular function: RNA binding. The record is from RefSeq and is a predicted model, not a curated record. Gene Ontology annotation, biological process: intracellular calcium ion homeostasis; RNA processing. Gene Ontology annotation, cellular component: perinuclear region of cytoplasm.
AAAUGGCGAUUUCUAGCGUCUUGUGUGCACUGUGAGUAGAUGAUGUUUUUCGAAGAAAAGUUUCGAUCGUAUAAAAAAGAAGGUCCAAUUUUGUAAAAGCAACUUUAAUUAAUUAACUUGGAAGAGUACUCGAAAGAAGUCGCUAUAAUGGACCAAGCACCUACAGAUACAGAGUUACGGAACAUCAUUGACAAACUGGCACAGUUUGUCGCCCGCAAUGGACCGGAGUUCGAGCAGAUGACCAAAAACAAGCAGAAGGACAACCCUAAGUUUGGUUUCCUGUUUGGCGGGGAACACUUCAACUACUAUCAGUACAAAGUGACUACAGAGCAAGCCAUUUUAAAGCAAAAAGGAAUAAAUCCAAUGCAAAAUGCAGACCCACGUUUAAACGUUUCGCAGCAGCAGCAAACAGCCGCUACCGCCACGCAGUCGCUGAAUAACGUCAAUCUAACGUCUGGCCUAAAUACUCAGAACAAUGGAUUAAAUCCGGUAGUUGGAAUUGGGCCAGUGGGAAAUUCGGCUGGUACAGUGAUACCAGGCGUACCUGGACAAAUUGGAGGACCAACUAGUACUGGACCACCUAUUGGAUCGGUACCGUCUGCCAUGGGAGGUGUAAAUCCACCAAUAGGUGGAGUUACACCAGCGGUUAACAUCGGUGGCCCACCAGCAUGGCUUCAAACAGAACUGGCCAAUCUUCAAUCACAACAAACGACUCUGCAGGAACAAGUUAGACAAUCGGAACAAAAUCUUGCUGCUCAACAUGCUGCAUUAAUGGCACAACAACAAGGCAGAGUCGAGGAUGCAGUUAGACAAGCUCAGGAAACAGCUCUGCAAAAUAACGCUCAAACAACCAACACUGAUCUUACAGCAUUUGAUACUGUUUUGCAACCCAUUAUUGAUAGCUGUACCAAAGACAGCAUAAGCGCAGGAAAGGCUUGGAUUCUUCAAAAUUCUGUUACGCCACAAAGCAAUCAAGUUGUUGCUGAUCAUUUAUUAAAAAAAGUUAUCCAAGGAUCGACAUUUAGCCAUAAGCUUCACAUUAUAUAUUUGGUAAACGAUGUCUUGCAUCAUUGCGCUAGAAAAAAAUCUAUGGAUCUUCGAAAGGCGAUGGAAAGUGUAGUUGUACCCAUGUUCUGUAAUACUUCAUUAGCCGCAUCCGAAGAGCAACUUAACAAGCUUAAUAAAUUAUUAAGCCUUUGGGAAUCAAAGAAUAAUUACUUUGACGAAGGAAUUAUAGAUAAAUUGAAACAACCCAGUGCAUCAUGGUCAGAAUACCAAGCUAAUUUGGUAUCUCAACAUGCAAGCGCUAUUACACCUAUCACAACUUCAACAAAACAAACAUUUGACAAUUAUCAAGCCCAACAUCAAGCAUUUGUUACGCAUGCUUUAAGACAAAUUCAGAAUAUUGAACAGCAAAAAAUUGCAAUCGAUCAGCAGCUAAAAGCACCACCUCCACAACUGAAUCAACAGAAUAUGGCACUACCACCUAAUCAUACUGGUCCCAGCGGACCAAUGGGUAGUGAUGUUAACUUUAGUCAACCUCCACCUGGUUGGGGUGUACCACCAGGAAAUGAACCACCACCAUUUUCCAAUGUGCCUUUACCAGAUUUUUCUAAACCACCACCAGGAUUCGGUCCACCACCUGUCAUUCACGAACCAUCUGUCGAAGAUUUGAUGCCCAGCAUGCCAUACUUUGAUUUGCCUGCAGGUUUGAUGGUCCCCCUCAUCAAACUUGAAGAUGGAGAAUACAAACCAUUAGAUCCCGAUGCUAUCAGACUUCCACCACCUGCACCACCCAGUGAUCGAUUGGUUGCUGCUGUAGAAGCUUUUUAUGCACCUCCAAAUCACGAUUCACCGAGAGAUAGCGAUGGAUGGGAGAAACUUGGUCUUUAUGAAUAUUACAAAGCAAAGAAUUUAGCUCGCAAACGCAAAGAAGAAGACAUUGUAGCUGGAAUUAGGCAAAAAUCAAAAUCACCCUCGCCUAUUUUAAGGCCAAGAUCAAAGAGUCCUAGUCCUCCAAAGAAACGUUACAGAAGCAAAUCUCGUAGCAGAUCACGGUCGAGAUCAAGGGGUAGGAGUAGAUCACGAUCACCAACGGCGAAUCAUAGACGGAAUAGUCGCAACAGUAAUCAUAAUACUAGAAGUCGCAGAAGAAGAAACAGCAAUAAAGAUCGAAGUCCUGAGAGAAGAUUAGACAGACAGGAUCGCAGUCCAACUCCUCCAAGUUUUCUUGGAUCAACAUAUAGCAAAGCUCCGCAAGAGAUAAGUCUCGAUGAAAGUAAUAAAGGACACCAGUUGUUAAAAAAAAUGGGCUGGGCUGGUGCUGGAUUAGGUGCUAAUGAGCAGGGUAUCGAGGCUCCUAUAUCCGGGGGUGAAAUUCGAGAUAAAAAUGACCAAUAUAAAGGGGUCGGUAUUAAUUUGAACGAUCCGUACGAAAAUUUCCGUAAAAGCAAAGGACAGGCGUUUAUUACUAGAAUGAAAGCAAGAGCGGAGGAACGAGCCGAGGAAAGAGGAGAACGGGACUGAAUAUAUCAAUAAGAUGAAAAUGAGGUGAUAUCAGGACAAAAUGAAAGAGAUAGGCGUAUUAUCGAGAAUAACGAAAAGAAAGAGAAAGAAAAUCUUGGCGUCGAAAACAGAUCGACACAAUUUGUCAACGAUUUCUUCUAUUGUUCUGCCUAUGAGGGCUGAAUUUCAAUAUAUAUUUGUUCAUACUAAUUAUUAAAUUCUAAUAAUAAAUCAUUUACUUUUACAAGUAAAAGACUUAGUCAUUAAUCCUUUCGUUAUGGCAUACUUUGACGCGAAUAUCCUUUCAUAUAAAUUCAUCAUCGUUUCAUGUUAUAACUCCCUAUAUGGGUCGGUUGGAGAUUAAUCGUUCAUACGGGGAUCUUACUUGGAUGACUCUUCAUACAUGAGUCGCUUAUAACGAAAGAGUUAAUGAUCGACAUAUUUUACUUUACAAUUAAUUAGAAUCGUGUAAAAAGAUUUUAUAAUUUAAUUAAUUAUAAUAAUAAUAAUU